Messenger RNA from Anneissia japonica, 2786 nucleotides. RefSeq names its product peroxisomal acyl-coenzyme A oxidase 1-like. The transcript is spliced from 14 exons. Gene Ontology annotation, cellular component: peroxisome. The coding region runs from base 127 to 2145 and encodes 672 amino acids. NCBI's taxonomy places the organism in Eukaryota, Metazoa, Echinodermata, Crinoidea, Comatulida, Comatulidae. Gene Ontology annotation, molecular function: acyl-CoA oxidase activity; FAD binding; fatty acid binding. The record is from RefSeq and is a predicted model, not a curated record. Gene Ontology annotation, biological process: fatty acid beta-oxidation using acyl-CoA oxidase; lipid homeostasis.
UCUAGUAUCUUUGCUUUGGUUGAGGGUCGUCCAGGGCCCAGGCUUAGUCACACAACGGCGGCGGUGAAAGGUGGUCGAAACAACAGCCUAAAUAAUAAUAAUAAGAAUAGAGAAAGUAGAGCAACCAUGUCCAUGAUGCCAUCCUCUGUUUCUGCAACUAAAGUAAAUCCAGACAUUCAAAAUGAAAGGAAUAAAGCUACGUUUGAUCCUAUACAUAUAACAUAUUUAAUAGACGAAGGAAAAGAAAAAACAAAGAGAAGGCGAUACAUUGAAUCUUUAGUUGAAAAUGAUCCUGAUUUUCAAAACAAGCCUCUAGCAUUUAUGACAAGAGAGGAGCGUUACACUAAUAGUAUACGCAAAGCUCUUCUUGCAGUCAGAAAGAUGGAAAAGCUUGGACUCACAGACCCCUGGGAAAAGCAGAUCUUCACGAGUGUAGCUACCGUCUCAGAAGUCACUAAUAUUGGACUGCACAGUUCUAUGUUUACCACAACUGUUACAUCGCAGAUGAAUGAUGAGCAAAUUUCCAAAUGGCUUCCACUUUGUAUGAAUAUACAGUUAAUUGGAACAUAUGCUCAAACAGAACUUGGCCAUGGUACAUAUCUAAGAGGGCUGGAGACAACUGCAACUUUUGAUCCUGACACAGAUGAGUUUGAGCUUCACAGUCCGACACUGACAUCAAUCAAAUGGUGGCCAGGAAAUUUGGGCAAGACAGUAACACAUGCAGUUGUUGCUGCGCAGUUGUACACACAGGGAAAAUGUUAUGGUGUCCACAUGUUUAUGGUUCCCCUAAGAAGCUUAGAAAACCAUGUACCCCUCCCAGGUAUCGAGAUUGGUGAUAUUGGGCCAAAGUUUGGCUACAGCAACAUUGAUAACGGGUUCUUACGAUUCAAUAAGUAUCGCAUUCCACGUGAAAAUAUGUUUAUGAAAUAUUCCAAGGUCGAGAGAAAUGGAACGUACCUAAGCCCACCACGUGCUAAGCUAACCUAUGGUAGCAUGGUAUUAAUUCGUAGCUUCAUUGUUGGUUCCAUGGGAACUACGCUUGCAAAAGGCGCCACCAUCAGCAUCAGAUAUAGUUCAGUCCGAAGGCAGUCAGAACUGGAAAAAGGAGCACAGGAGCCUCAGGUGCUGGAUUUCCAGAGUCAGCAACUGAAGUUGUUGCCGUACCUAGCAAUGGCAUAUGCCUUUAUCUUUGCUGGGAAGAAGAUGAAGGAUAUGUACAUUCAAAGCUCUGACUCUAUCAGCAAAGGAGACUUCAGUGUCAUGCCAGAGCUCCAUGCAACAUCAGCUGGUUUGAAGGCAUACACAUCUAGUAUCUGUAGUGAGGGCCUUGAAAUUCAGCGUAUGUCAUGUGGUGGCCAUGGUUACUCUCACGCUAGUGGAUUCCCUGAGCUCUAUGCAAACAGCACCCCAGCAUGCACCUAUGAAGGUGAAAACACUGUCAUGAUGCUGCAGACGGCAAGGUUUUUGAUGAAAUGUAUGGAAAAGGCUAACAAUGGAGAGAAGUUGCAUGGAGCAUGUUCAUACAUGUGUGAGAAACUUCCUAGACGAAGCCAAGCCUUUCAUCUUGAAGACUUCUUGAACAGUGAAUUGCUCAUUCAGGCCUACAAACACAGGGCGCACAGAAUGUGUAUGGUUGCAUCACAGGCAGUGCAAGAGCAAGUCCGUAUGGGAAAGCCACAACACGAAGCAUGGAACAAGAGUCAUUUCCAUCUCCUUAAAGCUAGUGAGGCUCACUGUCACUUGUACAUUGUUGAUCACUUCUACGAGUAUGUACUGGAGUCUAGUGUUCCUGCACCCGUCAAAGACGUUCUUUUGACCUUGUGUCAUCUGCAUGCGCUUCAUGGCAUCAGCACUCGGAAGGGAGAGUUUCUACAUGAUGGUUACUUCAGCGGCCAUCAGAUUGAUCUUGUUGAGAAGCAGGUUAUCCAGCUGCUGGAUAAGGUCAGGCCUAACAGUGUGGCACUUGUUGAUGCAUUCGACUUCAGCGAUCGUGUUCUUGACUCUGUUCUUGGAAGAUAUGAUGGCAAUGUCUACGAAAACCUGUACAAGUGGGCAAAGUCUUGCCCGAUGAAUGAAAAAGAGGUUCCAGAUGCAUAUGGGAAGUACAUCAGACCAUUCCUGAUGGAGAACAGAUCUAAGUUGUAAGAAACUUCCGAUACCAAUGGCAUAUUGAUAUGCAUCAUACUGAAGCUUUUCUUGGUUUCCAUAUACUAAUAAGUUUAUUGAUCAAUCAAUCAAUCGUUAAAUAUUGUACCAGUGUUCCACAAUAAAAAUUCUGCUCAGAAAAACUAGAGUGCAUCAAAUUAAAUGACUAAACAGUUAAGAUAAACUGGGGAGGAAAGCAAAAUAAGUCAAGAUGAUCUAUGAAGUAUGGUACAGGUGAUAAGACAAAAAAUUUGCGUACCCAAAACAGUCAUCAAGUAUUUGCUCCUUGAAAUCAACGGAUAAAAAGAUGUGAUGUAAGCCUUUUUUUUAAUGAUAAUUUGAUGGAAUGGGGAUGAUUGUUCCUCAGAAUUGGAGCUGCAUAUUUGAUCGUACAGGCGAAUGUACAUUCCAAUAUGAAUUGGAAUGUAUCAUAGAUGUGGUAACGAUGCAUAGAUACAGUGGUGUAUCUAGCAGUGCACAUGGGGGUGGGGGGAGAGGGUUGGAAUAAUUACCCCCCAAAAAAAGAUUCACCCACCCCAGUCCUUCCCCCAUUAAAAUGUCCAAACCAAAAAUUAGUAGCUAAAAAACACCUUGUAUCACCUUGCUUUACGACCUUCUAUAGAUCCCCCUCCCAACUAUAC